UUUCCUGCAUCCAUUGCCAAUCUCAAACAUAACACAGUGCAGUGCAGAUCUAUUUUGCUCCUCAUCAGAUCUUUAGUCGUUAUCAAUCAUUCUAAGGAUGGCGGAACACAUUCCAUUUGCUGUUGCGUCUAAUCUCAUUCACAGGUUGGCUUCCGCAGAUUUUAUUGAAUUUGGAAAGAAGUAUGAUGUGAUAGAAGAGUUGGAAGAGCUCAAGAACACAAUUGAAUCCAUCAAUGAUGUGCUCCUUGAUGCUGACGAUAAACAAGAGCAGGCUCGUGUGCGAGUUUGGAUUAGAAGGUUCAAGGAAGUACUUCAUGUUGCAGAUGACUUCUUAGAUGACCUUGCUAUCGAAUUUAUGAGAAACAAAUUGGACGAGGAACGAGGAACAGAAGUGACAAAGGUACUUUAUCCUUUCUCAUCUUCAAAUCGAAUUGAUUUUCCCAUUCAAAUGGCUGAAGAAAUUAAAAGAACACGAGAAAGUUUUGAUGCUGUAGUAGAAGACAUGUAUAAAUUGAAUUUAUGCCCAAGAUCGAUGGUGGUUAAGCAAACUGAUAAUGGAUGGAGGGAAACAUGUUCUUUUGUGUUAGAAUCAGAUAUCAUUGGAAGAGAUGAGAGUAAAAAGGAGAUUAUUAAUCUGUUGAAACACCCUAAUGAAAACCAAAAAAUUUCUGUGAUUGCCAUUGUUGGCCUUGGUGGUUUGGGGAAGACGACUCUUGCACAAUUGGUGUAUAACGACUUCGAAGUGCAGACUUUUUUUGAAAUGCAAAUGUGGGUUUGUGUCUCUGAUAACUUUGAUGUCAAAACUAUUCUGAAGAAAAUAUUAGAAUCAAUUACAGGUGACCAAGUUGAAGACAAGUUAUCAUUAGGCAACUUGCAAAGAAAACUUCACGAACAAAUAAUUGGUAAAAAAAUUUUGUUGGUCCUGGAUGACAUUUGGAAUGAGAAACAUGACAAAUGGGUUGAAGUGAGAAAGUACUUGAUGUUUGGCGCUCAAGAUAGCAAGAUUUUAGUUACAACUCGAACUGAAAAUGUAGCAAAAGCCAUGUCUGCUAGCACUUCCUAUCCUUUGAAAGGUUUGACUGACGAAGAAUCUUGGAGUUUAUUGAAGAAAAUUGCAUUUGAGGAUGAUUCCAAAAGAGUGAAUCAAAAUCUAGAAUCAAUGGGGAAAAAAAUAGCCAAAAAAUGUAAAGGGGUUCCGCUAGCAGUUAAAACGCUGGGAGGCCUGUUACGAGGACAGAAUGAAGAAAGUGAAUGGGAGAAUGUUUUAUGUGGUGACCUGUGGAAAUUAUGUGAAGAGCAAGAUAGUAUCAUGCCAAUUCUAAAACUCAGCUACCGAAAAUUGUUUCCUGAAAUGAGACAAUGUUUUGCUUAUUGCUCUUUAUAUCCUAAGGAUUCAGAUAUUCCAAAAGAUGAGUUGAUUCAGUUAUGGAUGGCACAGGGUUACCUUAAAUGUUCAACUGAAAAACAACACAUGGAGGAUGUGGGUAAUCAAUUUGUAAAGAUGUUUUUGAUGAACUCAUUUUUUCAAGAUGCAGAAAGUGAUGAAUAUGGUGAGAUCUAUAGUUUCAAAAUGCAUGAUUUAAUGCAUGAUCUUGCAAUGCUGGUAGCUGGCAGUGAUUAUUGUCACUUGGAUAGCAAGGCAGAAAAAGUUGAAGGUAGACCCAUGCACGUAUCAUUGGAAUCUGGGGCCAUUCAUUUAUUGGAUUCAUUGGAUGCAAACAGGCUGCGAACUUUGAUCCUGUGGUCUUACGACAAGGAGGAGUUGUCUGUUGCAAAUUUCAAAUACUUGCGAGUCUUGAAGAUGUCAUCUUCUUCUUCUUCUUGCAAACUGUUUGAUUCUGUAAAAUUGAAGCAUUUAAGAUAUCUUGAUGUUGAUGAUUACUCCAGGAUGACAGUUGGGUUGGGAAAAUUGUGCUUUUUGCAGUUCUUACCAACCUAUAUUGUGGGGGAUAGCCAAGAAACAAAAUAUGGCACACUAAGUGAAUUGAAAGACUUAAACUUAAGGGGAGACUUAACAAUUGCUUAUCUCGAUCGUGUGAGAGAUGUGGCUCUGGAAUCACAAGACGUAAAUUUAAAAGAAAAAAAAUUCCUUCAAUCCUUGACUCUAACUUGGUGGCUUGAAGACAUCCACAGAAGUGACAACUUACAAUCGUUCAAAAGUGACAGCUUACAAUUGUUAGAAAACCUUCAACCCCACCAUAAUCUUAAGCGAUUGGAAGUGAUUGGUUAUCCAGGGGUGCUUUUCCCAGAUUGGCUUUCUCGCCUCACAAAUGUUGUUCACAUCUCUCUUCGUGGCCUUUAUAAUUGCCCCUGUCUCCCACCGAUGGAACGUCUACCGUACCUUAAGUCACUUCUGAUGGACUCUUUUCAUGAAUUGAAGUACAUACAUCAUCAUGAAGAUGGUUUUGCAGCAACCUUCUUCCCCUCUUUGGAGAGCCUCACGUUAAAUAGUUGUGACAAGUUUACGGGAUGGCGGAGGCGGGGAGAUGAUAUUAAUGAUUAUAAGAAUUCACAUCAUCUCUCCUCUCUUUCGUUUCCUCGUCUUUCUGAACUAUAUGUCUCUUUCUGUCCAGAAUUGACUUGCAUGCCUACUUUCCCAAAAGUUAAAGUUUUAGAAUGUUGUCGAUGCAGUGUGGAGCCACUAACAGCAACACUAAACACACAAUCAACAUUUUCAGCUGACUCAUCUUCCUCCUUUACUCCUCUUUCCACGCUCAAAAAAUUGAUCACAUCUGAUGUAAACGUAAAAGCGUUGCCAAAGGGUUGGAUGCAAAAUCUGACUUCUCUCGAUUCUCUUCUAAUUGCAAGCAGUCAGAGUGAAACACUAGAGGAAUUUGAAACUGGGUUUAAGGACGACACCAACUGCCUUCCCUCUCUGCAAAAAGUAUCCAUAACAGUAUGUGUAAACCUAAAGGCUUUGCCAAACUGGAUUUGCAAACUCCCAUCGCUUCAGCAUAUCGAGAUCAGCGAUUGCCCAAAAUUGGCAUCGCUGCCCAAUGGAAUGAGACGUCUUUCCAACUUAAAGAUCUUUGAGGUCAACUUUUGUUCCCUCUUAAUUAAAGAAUGCCGAACAAAGACAAGUGUUGUUAGUCGCCAGAUCGCACACAUCCCACAGAUUAUCCUUCGUGAUGAGAUAUUAUUAUAA
This is a messenger RNA of Abrus precatorius (Indian licorice), 3145 nucleotides long. RefSeq names its product putative disease resistance protein RGA1. Gene Ontology annotation, biological process: defense response to other organism. Gene Ontology annotation, molecular function: ADP binding. Bases 98 to 3145 code for a protein of 1015 amino acids. The transcript is spliced from 2 exons. Lineage: Eukaryota; Viridiplantae; Streptophyta; Magnoliopsida; Fabales; Fabaceae. The record is from RefSeq and is a predicted model, not a curated record.